Messenger RNA from Pseudopodoces humilis (Tibetan ground-tit), 756 nucleotides. RefSeq names its product NAD(P)(+)--arginine ADP-ribosyltransferase 2-like. Gene Ontology annotation, molecular function: NAD+ poly-ADP-ribosyltransferase activity; NAD+-protein-arginine ADP-ribosyltransferase activity. NCBI's taxonomy places the organism in Eukaryota, Metazoa, Chordata, Aves, Passeriformes, Paridae. The record is from RefSeq and is a predicted model, not a curated record.
AUGGCCCCCAACUCCUUCGAUGACCAGUACCUGCGCUGCCAUUUCAAAAUGCUGAGGGCGCUGCCGGCGCUCAACCGCACCGAGUUCGUUCCCUACGGCGACUACGCCGAGGCCUGGAACAGGGCCGUGGCCACAUGGGCCAGCCGGGCCCACGCGGAGUCCCCGCUGCAGCCGGAGCAGGCCAUCGCUCUCCUGGCCUACACCAUGGAGGAGGGCCUGUACCUGGAGUUCAACGAGGCCGUGCGCACGGCCGGGCGCUCCCGACGGGAGUACCUGGACACCUUCCACUUCAAGGUGCUGCAUUUCCUGCUGACCGAGGCCCUGAGCGACCUGCGGGGUGCCCGGAGCCACCCCCGCUGCCUGCACGUGUACCGGGGCGUCGACGGCAUCCGCUUCGCCACCGGGCUCGGCCACAUCGUCCGCUUCGGCCAGUUCGCCUCCACCUCCCUGCUGCAAAACGUCAGCGAGUCCUACGGCAUCACAACCACCUUCGAGGUGGACACCUGCCACGGUGCCGACAUCCGCAACUUCUCCAACUACCCCGAGGAGCAGGAGGUCCUCAUCCCACCCUUUGAGACCUUCAAGGUCACCAAUAUCACCCACCAAGGGGACGACAUCUACAUCCAGCUCCGCUCCCACGGCGUGCACAGCAAAUACAACUGUGCCUUGUUCCAAGGCAGAAGCGUCCCCAGAGACACCCCAGGCCUCACUGGACUCCUCCUGGCAGCACUGGCAGCUGUCACUGGCACCCCCUGA